AUGUCGUCUUCAGUGCAAAAAGAUUUAAAAGAGGACAGCUCCUUAAUAGAGUCCUCUUCGAAACAUCCAGAGCUUCCAACAAGCUUUGAGCAACUGGGACUGAAUUCAUGGUUAAUAGAUGCAUUAAACGCAAUGUCCAUAAAAUUCCCAACUGAAAUUCAAAGUGCAUGCAUACCAAAAAUUUUAUUAGGAAAAGAUUGUAUAGGAGAAGCAAAGACUGGAAGCGGUAAAACUGCAGCUUUCGCAUUGCCAAUUUUACAAAAAUUGUCUGAAGAUCCUUUUGGUAUUUUCGCUCUUGUUUUAACACCUACAAGAGAAUUGGCUAUUCAAAUUGCAGAUCAAUUUAGAGUACUUGGAAAGGGCGUAAAUAUAAAAGAAUGUGUUAUAAUUGGAGGUCUAGAUAUGAUGACUCAAGCGAUACAACUUUCAAGAAAGCCACAUGUUGUUAUUGCUACACCAGGAAGAUUAGUAGAUCAUAUUAAUAGUAGCGAUAUUAAAUCAAGUCUAAGCAAGAUUCGAUUUUUAGUACUUGAUGAAGCUGAUCGUCUUUUAUCAGACACAUUCGCAAAUGACCUAAGUGUUAUAUUUGAAAAUAUUCCUUCAAAAAGGCAAACGUUGCUUUUUACGGCGACAAUGACAGAAAAUAUUCUGGCAUUAGGAAAUCUUGAAGAAGACCCGAACAAGAGGCCUUUCGUUUAUCAAAUUAAAUCAGACACAUCGACAGUAUCAACCCUGGCACAAUAUUACAUUUUCAUUCCAUCCCACAUCCGUGAGCCUUAUUUAGUCCAUCUUCUUCGUUCUGAAGAAUUUUUAAACCAAUCUACAAUAAUAUUUUGUGGACGUUGUAAAACUGCUGAAUUAUUACGUGUAAUGUUGGUAGAAUUGGACAUUCGAUGUACUAGCUUACAUUCAUCAAUGAGUCAGAAGGAAAGACUAAAUAGCUUGGGAAAAUUUAAGGCAGAAGUUAUAAAAAUUUUAAUAGCUACAGAUGUUGGAAGUCGAGGUCUCGAUAUUCCUACCGUACAAGUUGUCAUUAAUUUUGAUGUACCUAGGGAUCCGGCUGAUUAUAUUCACAGAGUUGGCCGAACAGCAAGAGCAGGUAGGGGUGGUGUAGCAUUGUCAAUCGUUACGGAACAUGAUGUAGAACUUGUUCACAAUAUAGAAGCUAGAACAAAUAAACAAAUGGAAGAGUGGAAAAUUAAUGAGAAUAAAGUAGUAGAAAGUUUAAACGAAAUUGCUACGGCAAAACGAGUGGCUGUGAUGCACCUUCAUGACACAGAUUUCGGUGGUGUCAAAGAAAUUCACAAAAAGAAACGUACAGUUUUAGAAAAUGAGUCUACUCAAUCACAUCACAUUAUCAAAAAUUCUCGCAAAAAAUCAAAGACAAAAUAA
Cetraspora pellucida is the source of this 1392-nucleotide messenger RNA. Lineage: Eukaryota; Fungi; Glomeromycota; Glomeromycetes; Diversisporales; Gigasporaceae. The record is from the annotation of a GenBank genome assembly.